AUGCAAGCAUUCAAAUCCCCCACUUUCCGCCUCGCACGCUUCUCUCGUCUCGCAAGAGCUACUCCGCUGCUUGUCCGUUCGCCUCUUACUUCGCGACUUCCGUCCGUUCACGCUCCUCGCGCUUUCUCCUCUACUCCCGUCCCGCACUUUUCGCGCUCUUCCUUCAAAAUGGGUGGCAACGUCGUUGAGAUCACUACUAAGGAGGACUUCGAGUCCAAGGUUAUCGGCGCUAGCGAGCCCGUCCUCGUCGACUUCUUCGCGGAGUGGUGCGGUCCCUGCAAGGCCAUCUCCCCCGCCAUCGAGAAGCUGAGCGUGGAGCACACCGGCGUCAAGUUCUACAAGGUCGACGUUGACAAGCUCGGCGAGGUUGCCGCCAGCAACGAGAUCUCUGCUAUGCCCACUUUCCUCUUCUUCAAGGACGGCAAGAAGGUCGACAUGGUCCGUGGCGCCAACCCUCCUGCUAUCAACGCCGCUGUCCAGAAGCUGCUCGCAUAA
Molecule: messenger RNA, 495 nt
Organism: Penicillium cinerascens
Lineage: Eukaryota; Fungi; Ascomycota; Eurotiomycetes; Eurotiales; Aspergillaceae
Product: thioredoxin family protein
Exons: 3
Coding region: 1-495 (164 amino acids)
Molecular function (GO): protein-disulfide reductase activity
Source: RefSeq, a predicted model, not a curated record